Molecule: messenger RNA, 1120 nt
Organism: Contarinia nasturtii (swede midge)
Lineage: Eukaryota; Metazoa; Arthropoda; Insecta; Diptera; Cecidomyiidae
Exons: 2
Coding region: 61-591 (176 amino acids)
Source: RefSeq, a predicted model, not a curated record
AUUCGGUCGCUCGAUCGAACAUUACAGAAAAACAUCGAUAAAAACAUUCAUUUUGAGAAAAUGCUGGAUUUAAUACGUAAUGAACAAUAUGAAUUGAAUUCGACAAACAAACGACUGACACAGGAGGCCAAUGAAUUACGAAAGCAAGUCACUUUGUUUGAAAACAAAAAUCAAGAAAAUAAUACCCAAACAAAAGGAAACUUGAUGUUGAUUAAUUCACCAAAUGCCAACGCAACGACACAUACACAAAAUCAACUCGAUUCAAAAUUAACAAUGAGAAGAGUUGCAUCAAUUGACACACCGAUUAAGUCACGCGAUGAAAAUGCGACAGAAACUGAUAAUGAAGGUGAAGAGGUGAUAAAAUGCCGUUGCCACCUUGGAACUGAACCGAUUUCCAAUGUAAAACAAACAACGCAACCGUUCAAUGACAGAGAUGGUUUACCGAAAAAAUCGGUUGUCGUGACGAAAACGAUACAACCAAUGCAAAAUACUGAAUGCGUUUCCACCCAACAUAAAUUUCCAAUAAAUAGUUGUGGUACACGUGAUGUUUCACCCGUAAAACGAAAAAUGUCGCAACUGAUACUUCAAUAAAACACACUAUUACCGCAUCCGUUGGUGAAAAAUCGAAGUUAAUUAGAGCCGUUCGAAGUAAAAGUGAAGCGUCGCCCAAAACCAAAUCAGUUGUAGAAAAAAUGCAAAAUACCGUGACAUCAAGUUUAAAACAGAAAAACGGAAAAUGUCAUUCCGUUAAACAAACAAAUAACAGAAAUACGACGGGCACAAAGGGAGCAGUUGUGUCAACAGAAACUGAAUAUAUUUCAAAAACGACUAACCCCAAAACUCGAGUCAUCACAACAUCCAAAAUGAAACCAUUGGCCACACGUCAAUCUCACAAGUUCACAACAGAUCCACGAAAUGAUGUGAAAAUGCGGUCAGCACGACGAACUCAAAAUCAGCUCGAAGAUGCAUGCAAUCAAUGCACUAAAACCAGUACGAAAUCAACAAAAACAACAAACACCGUGAAUGUCCGAACAAGAAAAAACAUCCAACCAAAUAUUUCAAUUAGAGUUGUUCACCAGAAUGAAAAAUCUUAUUGGCAAAGUUUUGCGGGCACGAGUAA